AUGAAGAGGAAGAGCGUCGAGCUGGCAGAGGACCAACCAACAGAGCAAGCGACGUGCAGCAGCAGCAGUACCAUGGACGAAGACAAGACAGGUGGAGGAGACGGGUGGGCGGCUCUCCCGUGGGUGCCGCUGCUCGAGGCGUUCUCGCUGCUGGACCGCCCCUCGUACCUGGCCCACGCCGGGCUCGUGUGUCGCGCCUGGCACGCCGCUGCCACAGACAAUCGCGUGUGGCGCCGUCUGUGCCAACGCGACUGGCGCAUUCGCCGCCCAUUCGGCGCGUCGCAGGCAAAUAGCGCAGAGGGAGUCGAUUUCAAGCGUCUCUAUGGGGAGAUGGUGCAGGAGCACGGCGAGUACCGCGCGCUGUACGCGGGCGUGAGCGACAUGUGGGAGGCCUACGAGAAGUGGCUCGCCGCCAAACUUCCCCAGAUCACCCUCAUGCCCGCCGCCACGCCGGAGGCAGUGCGUCAGCUGGAGGAAGUCCUGGGAGCGGAGCUGCCGCUGGAAAUGAAGUGCUCCCUUCGCAUUCGCAACGGCCAGAACCUCAUCACCAACCUCUCCGGCCUUCUCGGCGGCUACUCCUUCUACGACCACCGGGUGGAGAUGCAGUUGCUGGGCGUGAACGACAUCCGCCUGCUUUCCGAUACCAUCACGCGGCACGUGCAGAACGACCCACUGUUCCCGCAGUGGCUCGCCAAGGCGUGCCCCAUCGCCCGCUCCCGGUUCAUGGGCAAGAUCGUGUUUGUGCUCCUGCACGACCUCGAGGGCCACGGCAGCCGAGGCAACGUGGUCGCCUGCUCGGAGGACUACCAGCACACGUUCUUGCUCGCGCGAGAUUACACCUCGUACCUGUCCGAUCACCUCGCCAAUCUCACCAAGGGCCUGUACAAACUGGAUGAGAAGUGCCAGAUCAACCUGUUCCCGCAGCCGGGAGCCCGCGGGGUGGGCGUGGCGACGACGCACGGCAUCACGGUGGAGACCUCCCCGCUCUUCGUCCCGGAGAAGUCGAGCCUGAGGUCGGACCCGCCCUCCUACUUCUGGGCCUACCAAAUACGCAUGCACAUGCCCGCUGACUGCUCCGCUCGAUCCUCCCAGCUCAAGUCGAGGCACUGGGUGAUAACGAGCGCCGACGGGCAGGUGCAGGAGGUGCGCGGGCGGGGCGUGAUCGGGCUGUUCCCCGUCAUGGAGCCCGGCGCCUACUUCGAGUACGAGAGCUGCUGCCCCCAGCCUGCCCCGCACGGCACCAUGAAGGGCAGCUUCACCAUGGAGUACCUCGACUCGCACGAGGAGUUCGAGGUGGUGGUGCCCGAGUUCGAGUUCUUCCUCCCUCCCGGCUCGCGACCCGAGGCGAGCUGA
Acanthamoeba castellanii str. Neff is the source of this 1353-nucleotide messenger RNA. RefSeq names its product F-box domain containing protein. Gene Ontology annotation, molecular function: protein binding. Bases 1 to 1353 code for a protein of 450 amino acids. The transcript has 10 exons. NCBI's taxonomy places the organism in Eukaryota, Discosea, Longamoebia, Acanthamoebidae. The record is from RefSeq and is a predicted model, not a curated record.